AUCACACCAUGAUGUUCUUCCUGAGCUGGUUCUUCAUUCUCUUUCCAAUUUGUUUUGCUUAUGAUCCAAAAGAUAUAAACGUCGAAAAACCCAAUCUUCACGAAGGACUCGUAAGAGGAAUGGAGCAUUAUUGCAGAAUGUUAGGCGGCGGAAUCGAAAUUCCGGAUCUG
Cylicocyclus nassatus is the source of this 170-nucleotide messenger RNA. The record is from the annotation of a GenBank genome assembly. NCBI's taxonomy places the organism in Eukaryota, Metazoa, Nematoda, Chromadorea, Rhabditida, Strongylidae.